AUGGGCUGCGGCGGGAGCAGGGCUGAUGCCAUCGAGCCCCGUUACUACGAGAGCUGGACCCGGGAGACAGAGUCCACCUGGCUCACUUACACCGACUCGGACGCGCAGCCCAGUGCCGCGGGCCCUGACACUGGCCCCGAGGCCGGCGGCCUGCACGCGGGUGAAAAAGCACAGAAAAGUAAAAUUUGUCAGAAAAGUAAAUUUGUCAGUGAGAAAGGUUUAUUUAGGGGCUCAAGGAUUGCACCAAUUUGUAUUUUCUCCUCAGGUGUGCUGGAAGAUGGACUGUCCUCUAAUGGUGUUCCCCGACCUACAGCCCCAGGUGGAAUAUCCAACCAAGAGAAGAAGAUGAACUGUGGGACCCAGUGCCAGAAUUCCCAGAGCCUCAGCUCAGGCCCUUUGACCCAGAAACAGAAUGGCCUUUGGACCACAGAGGCUAAAAGAGAUACCAAGAGGAUGUCUGCAAAAGAAGUCACCAUUAACGUUACAGACAGCAUCCGACAGAUGGACAGAAGUAAAAGAAUCACAAAGAACUGUGUCAAUUAG
This is a messenger RNA of Urocitellus parryii (Arctic ground squirrel), 543 nucleotides long. The record is from RefSeq and is a predicted model, not a curated record. Lineage: Eukaryota; Metazoa; Chordata; Mammalia; Rodentia; Sciuridae.